Actinia tenebrosa (Australian red waratah sea anemone) is the source of this 702-nucleotide messenger RNA. Its product is annotated as ATP-dependent helicase wrn-1-like. NCBI's taxonomy places the organism in Eukaryota, Metazoa, Cnidaria, Anthozoa, Actiniaria, Actiniidae. The record is from RefSeq and is a predicted model, not a curated record.
AUGGCGAACUUGUCAACAAAAGAUCUCGAAGYUCAUGUUAAAGAUGCUCUUUCGAAGCUACAAACAGAUAUUUCAAAUUUAACUAAGUAUCAGUUUAAAGCCUUACUACCGUUUUUAAAUAAGAGAGAUACGUUCGUCAUUCUUCCGACAGGUUACGGAAAAUCGCUGAUCUACCAGAUUGCGAUUGGCGUCUCUCGUGAGAUUGAAAAAGAACAAGAGCCAGUUAUCGUCGUUGUUUCUCCUCUCAAUGCAUUAAUACAAGACCAAAUACAGUUGUGUUCUCAGACGGGGAUAAGUGCAUGUAAACUAGACGGUGACAGCCUCAAAAAUUUUGACCAAGUCUCAAAAUCAAGCAUUUUAUACACGAGCCCUGAAGUCAUCGAAAGCGUCGCAGGAAGAAAAUUCAUCCAAAUGAUUAGUGAUCAUUUAGUGGGCAUCGCCAUUGAUGAAUUGCAUUGUAUCAUCAUUAAACUCUCCCCUGAGAAAGCCAACAUUAAGAUCACAAUCCGUAAAGCAGAGAAAGACCUGGAUGAGACCUUCAAGUGGUUAUUGGAGGAGCUGAACUCUCAAAAGGAUCAGACUGAAAAGACAAUUGUAUACUGUCAAACCAUACCUGAUUGUGGAGAAUUGUAUUUAUUGUUUGAUGAGGAGAUUACCUCUGAUGUUAAACAUUUUGCCAUGUACCACAGCAACACCAGAUGA